AGAAUAACUUUAUAAAGACCUCAAUACAAAUCAUGUGAGAAUAGGACUUGAUUUUACUGUAGAAAAACGUUUCUCCAGAGGUGAUCUGAAAAGACGUCUCGUCCACCGAAACGUUCAACUUUAAAAGACAUCAAAGAUCUGACACCGAAUCAAAACAAAAGUGUGAAAUGAAACGCAUGAUGAUCUAGGCCUACAUGUAGAAUCACAUCACCUGUUGCCAUCCGAGCAUCUUGGCUCUUCAUUCAAAUGAGUGGCCUGUGAUGUUUGGAAACGGUUGCUUGGAAACCAGAUUGAGAUGCCCUUCAGAUGAUGGAGACAGAAUCAAGGAGCUAAUGUGGUGUCAAGAGGUCCACGUGUGGGUUUGUCUCACUUCACAAGCACUUUCACAUCCGUGUAUUUCAAAGUUCAUGUCUUGCAUAGAUUUACCUCAAAGUAAAAAGAGUGAAUAAAAAAAUUCACUUUGCUACAUCAACUACAGAAUGUUUUUAAUAUCUAACAUUUAUGUUGUGUGUUUUAUAUACCAACAUGAGGAAUAGACGAUGAUGGAUGAAUGACACUAAUGUUGAUGGUAUAUCAUUCGUGAAAUGGGUGAUGAGUGUGUGUGUGUGAAGAGCAGACACUCUUGUGUAAGUCAAGUGCUCCGCUGGUCUUCAGAGAAGAGCUCAAUUGUGUUGCUGAUAAUUACACUCUUGUGUCUUUUCUUCAGUGUAUACAUUUGUGGCCACCUACACAUGUUGCUAUUAGCAACCGAAUCCAAACCAACCAUUCACUGCAGUUAUAAUUAGCAUCAGUCAUAAACUUCCUCUUCAGAGAAUAACAAACACCAGAUAUCUGUUAUAGAUUUACAUGCAUCAUAUGUACAUUUUAUCUUUGUGAUGUAUUUAUAUCUGUAAAUGAAUGCAGCUUGAUGACAUGAUGUUUCAUAUUUUAUAUUGUUCGUCUUGUUUCUACUCUUCAUUCCAGGAUUAUUGUGUGGACGUUAUCUUUUCAUGUCUGAACCCGUGCGUCCACAUCAGUGGGUUGACUGAAAGCUGUCCUGACAUGAGCUAUUAUUAUUAUUAUUAUUAUUUGUUGGGUAAGUAGGUGUUUAAACCCCAAACACAAAAUUCACUCAUUCAAAGAAACAACGAAAGCAAGACAGCUACAGCUUUGUUCAUUCAAGCCUUGUUGAGUAUAAUGUUUAAAAGACCCAUAUUUCUAGUUUAAAGACACAGUAACACUAAAAAAGAGGCUCAUUAAAAUAAAAAAGCCUUUCUGUUAUUGUUCAUCGUUCAGCGGGUGUGUAGUUUAGUGUAAACUGCUGCAUUUCACAAUAAAAGUGAAGGAUUUUAUUUGACCUUUGAAAUAUGAAAUGACCUCUUCAAAGUGUUUUAUUGUUGCCAUGACAGCAAACAGACGUGACUCACUGAAGUUCAGAUGUUUAUCACGCACGCACACACACAACUUUACCUGUGAUUGAACUCCUCAUUCAUCAUCAGGACAUAUACUGAUAGAUUGAGAGGAUCUUUCUGCUUUUUCUCAACAUCUGAGUUUUGUCCUUUUAACGGUCAGAUCAUCAGCUUUAGGCCCACAGUAUAUAUUUAUACUUAUGUUUCUCUACGUCAGUAUACAGAAACUGCAUUAUGAUUCAUUUACUGAAGAACUCUUAUCUGAUUGUUUUUAAGCGAGUGCAUUGCAAAAUGAAAGAUCAUAUAUACAACAGCAGAUUAUCCAUUACACUGCAGAGAAUCACACAGAUUUAUCACUGCACAUACAAUCACUCAUUUCUUUUUAUGUAACUUGAAUAUGCACCAGAUUUAACCAUUUUUAUUUAUUGUUAUGUAAAAUUAUACCAGAGUAUAAUGUAAACUAAAUCUUUAGUCAUAACUAGUGGUGGCUUUGACUUUCACAUAAACUGGAUUAAACAUCACUUAUAAAUACUUCUGUUUCAUUCCUCAUUAUAUAUUUUCACAAGUUGUUGCUGGUUAAUGUCUAUUAUUGUGUUAUUUAAUAUCAGUACUGUCUUGAUGGUUAAUUUACCACUAUUACAUUAUAAGGAAUAAUAAAACCGGUUCAAAGUAUUUCAUAUUUGAAUUUGUACCAAUCUGUAUGUUUAAAUGUUAAAAGGAAAGAAAGAUUUCACUACCAAAGACGGCGAUCCGCCAAAGAAAAAACAGGAAGACGAAGAAGAUUUCACAACCGGAAGCGCGUGUAGUUGAAUGCAUUGGGCGGGGUUAAGGGACCGUUCAACGGAAGUGACGACACUCAACAACAAGCUAGUUAGAAAAUCUCAGUUUGACCGAUAAAGAAUAAAGGAAUCCGUGACCCAGAUAUUAUAAAGUACUUGACGGAUCAUUUAAAGAAAUUAACGUGUUACGUGUGAUUUUAGUUUUGACACGAUGCGAAUCUCCGUCAGAAAACUUUGCGCUGUGUGUCUGUGCGCGUGCGCCUGUCUGUUUUUUUACAUCACCAUGUUUCAGUUUGGUGAGGUCGAGCAGACCGCAGACACACAACUCAUCGGGAGGAGAGCGCCGAGACCCUCAGACGUCCAGGACCCCGUCAUUGUGUGGUGGUCUCCAGUGACCGGAGAGCAGGGGCGGCUCGCAGACUGUGGACGUAACAGGUGUGUCUUUACCGUAAACAGAUCUCAUCAUUCUCAUCCACAGACACAAGCCUUCCUCUUUUACGGUACAGAUUUCAGCGCUGAAAGUCUUCCUCUGCCGAGAAGCGAUGAGCAUCACUGGGCUCUGUUCCACGAGGAGUCGCCCAAAAAUAACUACAAGCUCUUUCACCAGGCGCUCAUCACGCUGUUCAACCACACGGCCACCUUCAGCCGUCACUCUCAUCUGCCGCUCACCACACAACACCUGGAGAGCAUCAGCGCUCUCACAUCACAAACGCACCUGCUCCCUCUGUCCGUCAAAAACCAGCGGAGGGACACCCUGGCGCCCGUGGCCUACGUCCAGUCCGACUGCGACCCGCCGUCCGAUCGAGACGUGUACGUCCGGGAGCUGAUGCGACACAUCCAGGUGGACUCUUACGGAGCGUGUCUUCACAAUAAAGACCUGCCGUCCCAUCUGAGAGACUCGGCGGCGAUGGAGCAUGAGGAUUUCUAUCACCUCCUCUCUCAGUAUAAAUUCCUCCUGGCCUUCGAGAACGCCGUCUGUGAGGAUUACAUCACGGAGAAACUCUGGAGACCUCUGAAGAUGGGGGUCGUGCCCGUCUAUUACGGAGCUCCCAACGUUGGCAUGUGGCUGCCGGACGACAGAAGUGCGGUGGUGGUGAAUCCAGACCAGCCGCCUGAGAAACUGGCUCGGUAUUUAAAGAGACUGGACGCGCAUGACGAGGAAUAUUCCCAGUAUCUGCAGUGGAAACACAAGCGGCAGAUCUCCAAUGUCAAUCUGGUGAAACGUCUGAGUGAACGUCAGUGGAGCGUUCACGACGUCACUCGAGAAAACGUCAUGGAUGCGUUCGAGUGUCUGGUGUGUGACAGAGUCUGGCAGAACAUCCACAGACACGAACAGAAGCUGGCGGCUAAAGUGUGGCGAGCUGAAGAGACUCAUCUGAAGUGUCCUCCUCCCAAACUCUUCCACUUCCCUGCGAGUCCCUCCAACGGCUCGUAUCUCAGGAGCAUCUGGAGAGCCAGUUAUGAUCAGUCGAAGAAAGAAGCCGGCGCUCUGAGACGACUCAUUCAGAGAAACACAAACUUUACUGACGCACGCUUCUGGAGUGAAGUCUUCAUCACGUGACAGAAACAACAGCACUGCACUCAUCUCAGUCUCACGUCACAUCAGAGCUAGAAAACCUCAACAGGUUCUUUAUACGUGUGAACGCCACCAUUUCAUACACCAUCUUUAACACACACACACACGAUAUUCCUGAAAAACAAUCAGUGUAAUGCUUAUUCGUGAAUAAUCUGUAGAGAUUCAGUCUUGCCCUAUAACUGUCUUUAAGAUGCACAUUCUGCUCUUUUUGUGCUGGCAAAAUAUAAAAUAUGAAAACGUAUUUGUAAGAGUUUUUUACUCUCUCUUGCUUAGUGACGGAUUUGUUUCUGAAUAUGUGAUUUCCUAAACUUGUACUGAACUAUAAAUGAAAAGUGAAAACCUCGUGUUUAUUUGUUUACUGUGUCUUCAGUUUCUUUUAAAGUGUUCUUGACUCAAUGCACCUCACUCUUAUCCCGUGACAAACACUUCUACAGGAUGUGAUCAAGUCUCAUGUCAUCUGUGAGAGUUUCACCACUAGAUGGAGACACUGGGACUCAUGAUGUCUGCAGAGAAACGGCUGUUUGUCUCUUCUGUGUAAACACACACGCGUGUUAGUAAAUGAUGUGUUGUUAAAUCAUCACAGCUGUGACACAUUACAUCAAAUAUGAAACGAGUCAAACUGCUCUUUAAAUAAAUAAAGACUGCUCGUCUUGAUCACAUUAAAUGGAUGGAUAUUUAACAGAGGAGGUCUCUUUAAUGAAAGUAUUACUGUAUGUGUUGAUAUGAAAGUGUUGUAUUAUUAUUAUGGGACUGUAUUAUAUGUAUACGGGCGUUUCUGCAACUAAGUCCCAGCAGUGAAAUUUUAGAUUUAUGUCAAAAAUUGUCACAUGACGCUUUAUAAAUAUAGUCACAGUGUCAUUACACUCCUUGACAAAAAAUAGGAUUUAAUAUAAAAUGACGAAGCAUUUAAAGGUCCAAACACCAUUUUUGUUCAUGUCCCACAACUCUGGUCACAAUGUUAAAAUACUUCAAGCAAUUUAUUUCAAAAGGAAUUGUUUAAUUUACAGCAUCUUACAUUUUUUUGUAUUAUUUCCUGAUCAUUGUUAUGAUUUUUUCAAGUAAAUGUGCCUGUGCCACACUUUUGAGUCCUUACCGCAACAAUGACAUUUUAUGAGAGACGAACAAGUCUAGUUUCUAUUGAAGCAGAAAUGACCACAUGAGCACAUGCUGACAGAUUAGGCAGCCUCACCACCUCACUCACAAGAUCCCCAAAAUAUAAGGUAAAUAUUAUCUUAUCUGUGUCAGUAUUUAUUGUGUGUCCUAGCAAUUCUGUACUUUAAAAUACAUUUUUUAAAUAAAUGUAUAUUACUGUUUAAUUCAUGUAUAUUAAGAUGCUAAGAGUCAAAACUAAUGUAGUAGACCUUGCUAGCUACCAGUUAGCUGCGAUAUUAGCAAGAAUGUCAUUUCCGCAACAUGUCUUUAGCAAAUUUUCAAGGUUUCCUGUAUAUUAAAUGACUAAU
Messenger RNA from Triplophysa rosa, 5203 nucleotides. It is a transcript of the gene pofut3, whose product is annotated as fucosyltransferase 10. Lineage: Eukaryota; Metazoa; Chordata; Actinopteri; Cypriniformes; Nemacheilidae. Gene Ontology annotation, cellular component: Golgi membrane. The coding region runs from base 2379 to 3728 and encodes 449 amino acids. Gene Ontology annotation, molecular function: alpha-(1->3)-fucosyltransferase activity. The transcript has 4 exons. The record is from RefSeq and is a predicted model, not a curated record.